CUCGACUAGUCAUGUCUGGUAUGUGGUCCGUCCACUAUUAUCUUCCCCCAGCGUAAGAGGAGCGAGUGAGGAAGACUCUCAGAGACUAGUCCGGGUUAUCAGACAUGCUAUAAACUGUUCUCUCGGGUCAAAGCUGUCAGUGUAGUUUAGUAGAGCUGUAGCAGUAACCAUGGGAACGGAGGAGGGCAGCAGAGCCGGAUCAGAGGAGGGUUCCGGUCUAAGUGAAGACCAGAUCCAGAGGUGGAUGAGCAGAGCCUUUGACAUGGCUAAAGAUGCUCUGGAGAACGGAGAGGUUCCUGUUGGAUGUCUGCUGGUCUACAACGAUAACAUCAUAGGGGAGGGGAGGAAUGAAGUCAACGAGACCAAAAACGCCACCCGACAUGCAGAGAUGGUGGCCCUGGAUCAGCUCCUGGACUGGUGUCGCCACAGAAACCAGGACGUGAGCGCCGUCAGUAGGAGAACGGCGUUGUACGUCACGGUGGAGCCGUGCAUCAUGUGUGCUGCUGCUCUCAGACUCUUCAACAUCGCCGUGGUCGUGUACGGCUGCAGGAAUGAGCGGUUUGGAGGCUGUGGUUCAGUUCUGGAAGUUUCCUCUGCAGACCUUCAGAACACCGGGACCACAUUCAAGUGUGUUUCAGGACACAGAGCAGAAGAAGCUGUGGAGAUGCUGAAGACUUUUUAUAAACAGGAGAAUCCAAACGCUCCCAGACCGAGAACAAGGAAGGACUGAAUCUGCUAUAUCUACUCUAAGGAUCUUUGUUCUGUGCUGUUUUUAAAUGCAUUUUAAUUUGAUAAUAAAAACUAUCUGAAGAAA
This is a messenger RNA of Cheilinus undulatus (humphead wrasse), 814 nucleotides long. RefSeq names its product adenosine deaminase tRNA specific 2 (gene adat2). The transcript has 6 exons. Gene Ontology annotation, biological process: tRNA wobble adenosine to inosine editing. Gene Ontology annotation, molecular function: tRNA-specific adenosine-34 deaminase activity; zinc ion binding. Bases 170 to 730 code for a protein of 186 amino acids. Lineage: Eukaryota; Metazoa; Chordata; Actinopteri; Labriformes; Labridae. The record is from RefSeq and is a predicted model, not a curated record. Gene Ontology annotation, cellular component: nucleus; cytoplasm.